Molecule: messenger RNA, 1861 nt
Organism: Ilyonectria robusta
Lineage: Eukaryota; Fungi; Ascomycota; Sordariomycetes; Hypocreales; Nectriaceae
Product: platelet-activating factor acetylhydrolase, isoform II-domain-containing protein
Exons: 2
Coding region: 151-1827 (558 amino acids)
Molecular function (GO): 1-alkyl-2-acetylglycerophosphocholine esterase activity
Source: RefSeq, a predicted model, not a curated record
UACCAAUUUGCGACUCACGAUUUACGACCUGCGAUAAGCGACCAUCGAGCAACGAGCAACCAGCGAAACCACGACUUGGCCGCCCGCCUUCGUCCAUCCGCUGCGAUUGAUUUAACCUCGCCACCGUCAUCUUCACGACGACAAACUGCCAUGCCCGCCAUGGAACAAUCCACCACCACCAAGCUGGCCUCGUACCUGUCAAGGUUGAGCCCUGUCCCAGCCUUCCCAGAGUACACCGGCCCCUACAAAGUCGGCACUGUCGACAUCGAGAUUCCCGUCUCCGAGCUGGAGUCGCCUGCACCUGUUCCUGAGGGCGCCAGCGACAUCAACACCGUCCAAUUCCGAAUGUUCUACCCAGCCGUCUCUGCUUCGAGCGAGAAGCGGAUCGGCUGGCUGCCCACCCCCCAGCGACAGCAUCUCUCUGCCUACACCAAGUUCCUUGGGAUUGGUCCCAUGCUGGCAGAGUUCCUCUCAUUCCUCCCCCGACACCUCCACUAUACCACCAUCCCCGUCCACAAAAAUGCCACCCUGAGCGAGCCCACCGAGUCCCAGCGAUGGCCAACCAUGAUCUUCUCCCACGGCCUAGGCGGAGGCCGAAACUCGUACUCGUAUAUUGCAGGCUCUCUGGCCUCCCACGGUAUCGUCGUCCUCUGCCCGGAGCACCGUGAUGGAAGUGCUGUCGCAACCUUUAUACGCCAACCCGGUACCUCUACUGGACGCCGCCAGAUCCCCUACCAGAAGGUCUCUCAUGAUGUCAGCCCCGAGGUGUACGACGCCCGCGAGGCCCAAUUGAGGAUUCGAUGCUGGGAGAUGGCCUUGAUCCACCAAGCAAUCCUGGCCGUCGACCGUGGCUCGAAGUACACCAACCUGAACCGCUCCACUCCAAGCCUCGCCCCGUUCGUUGGGAAGCUCAAUGUCCACGACCCUGGUAGCAUCAUCUUUGCCGGCCACAGCUUUGGCGCUGCCACAAUGGCGCAAUUCCUCAAGAGCACCUACUACGCCAGCGACCCGAAGGUUGCAGCCAUGGAGAACCCGCUGUUCACCCCCGCCGAAGGUUCCGAGAUCCGACAGCAGAUCACCGAAAAGACCAUCACCAUGUUGCUCGACAUGUGGUGCAUGCCUUUGAUGGCCCCCAACUCGGCGCCGUUGUUCAACCUCCCCCUGCCUGUCUAUGCCGACGUCCCCACGGCUCCUGGUGGCAAGGCUAUUCUGGCCGUUGAAUCUGAGUCCUUCUUCAAGUGGAAGGAACAUCUUAAUGUCAAGGCCCGGCUCUUGUCCCCCGAUCCCACUGCUAAGACCGUCACGCCUGAUUUGUACGAACGCCCCAGCGGAAUGAAGCUCCCGGAACCCAACUUCUUCUACGUUAUGAACUCGGCCCAUCUGAACCAGUCUGACUUUGGAAUCCUCUUCCCCUGGCUGACGAAGAAGAUCUUUGAUGCCGAGCAACCCGAGCGGGCACUGCGCCUUAACCUCCGAGCACAGCUACAGCUUCUGCGAGCCAACGACAUUCCCGUCGCUCGCACCUACGUCGGAGACUUGGUAGACGGCACCCAGUUCGACAAACUUGACGUCAAGAAACAGAGUGGACCCAAGUGCCACGACGGCACCAACGACGACCAGGCCAUUUUCGACAGGAGCAGAAGCGACUUUGUCAACCACUGGCGAUGGAUUGACCUAGUGGGCAUGGGCGACUCCGGCGAGAAGGAGUCGGGCAAGACCGUUGAGGAGCAGGUCGAAGAGACCGAGCAAGAUAUGAAGGGCUCGCUUGAUCCUAGCGAGGAGAUGGCUGUUCCCGUGACCCAGACUGCCAACGCAGUUGCGGCCUAAGAGUGUUUUGAUGGAUGCGAGAAGACGAAUUUCA